AGUAUUCAGCGUAAAUAUACCGGCAACUAUACUCCAGUACCAGUAGCACCUCUGUUUCGUACAAGCUGAUGACAUUGAUACGGCCGAGGUGUGCAAGAACAAAUACGAACUUCAGUCAUCACCCUCCAAACAUUACAAAGCUAGAGACGGAAGUACAUACUACAACGGUUCGCCUUCUCAGAGUCCACACCCUCGGGCCUAACUAGAGCUGUAAUCUCCAAGCUGCAGAGAAGAGAGAAAAUGGAGUGUAUACGAGGAAUGGACGGAACUUACUAUGGUCAUAGUGUUAUAAAAAAUAUUUCACGGGUUAUUUAUCUAACAAACGGCAAUACGAUGGUUUAAAAGCUUUAUUAGUAAGAUGAGUAGAUUACUCAAAUUAUAGUGGGGUUGAAGAGGAGAGCAAAAUUUUUGCAUUAUGAGAGAGAGGACGUACAGCCGAUAAUAUGUAAUGCUCGAAAUAACCGACUAGUUCCAACAGGUAUUCGUUUAUGUUUUUUACUCCUUCAGGGUGUUGGAAAUAUUAGAAAGGAAGUUGUUAGAAAUAUAUACUUAAGUUUGUGACAAAGCAUUGAAGUUAUGAUAUAUUGUAGAUAUAAAGACAAAAAUAUUCAUAUUAAGGCGGUAUAUAUACUUUCUAUAUACACUUAAUUUUAUAUGUAUUUGUGUCUAUAUACACCUAUGUACAUAUAUAUUUUUGGAUUUAAGGGAAUUGGAAUACAAACAUACGUACCUUCCACAUUGGUAUCGAAAGCUUUUCUAAGUACAUAAGUACAAUUAUACGUGUACGCAUAUGUACAUGUAUACAAGCAUAUGUGCUUUCAUGCGCAUUGAGGCUAAAAAAGCAUUUUACGAGAGAGUAACUUGGUUAAGAAGCUCACUAGCAAAAUUGAAAUCGUAAAUUUCUCACUUUUCGGUAAAAGCUACAAAAAUAUCCACCCAUUAAAUAUGUACACAUUUUCACAAUUCGUUCAUCUUGAGUUUUCAUAGAGUUCAAAAGGUGCGAGCCAAUUUCAAUGCCUCAGAGCGCACCAUAGUUAGCGAGUGAACACACAGAAAGUCCAGCGAUGUGCUCUUCGUACGGUUAACACAGAACAAACGCUGAUAAUUCAUAUAAAAAACUUUAUACCUAUCGAAAUAAAAGUUUUAUUUAACUAUGCAUAAUUAUUUCGUUUUCUUACGUGGACAAAAUUGUAAAAAUUUAAAAUUUAUAUAGAUGUCAAAUACAAAAGGGAUUUAGCUCACGAAAGAUGGCCACUAUUUAUUAAUAACAAAACGAAAACGCGAAAACUAACUUAAAUAAAAAAGUAUACAAAAUUAAGAAUAAAUAUGUGUGUUGCUUAUUAUUCAUUUCUUUAAAUACUGAAAAUUUUAAAAGUGAAUUGGAAACAAUGCCUGUAAACUCCAUAAACAUAGGAGUACAUAGGACAGUAAAAUCAUUUCAAAUUGGGUAUAAAAAAUUUUCUAUACCCAGCAUGUAGAAAAAAAUCAAAUCACACUGUCACGGACUUGUACUUUAUAGUAUACUUCUAAAUAUGUAUAUAUUAUAACCGAAUACUGCGCGCGAGCGGGGGAAACGAUCAGUAUUGAACGACGAAAAUUAGCAAGGCAAUUGUAAAGCAAAUGUGUGUGUUGCAGAUAAGUUGGAAAAUUUGUUGUGAAAACUACGGAAUAAUUUUUGUGAAAUAAUUUUACGGCGAAUACGCGGCUCCAUAAUUUUUUAAUCUCUUUGAUAGGCAGAUUUAAAAUGGUUCAAUACUAAUAUGUAAUAAAAUACUAAAGAGUGGCAACGCAGAGGUACCAUACGAGUACUUUUAUAUGUACAUAUGGAUAUAGGUAUGCAUGUAUCCUAAAACCCAAAGCUAUAUGCAUAUUCAUAUAUGUACGUGAUUAAGGAAAACUUGAAACACUUGAAAUACUGUCAACAAUUGCAACACAAAAAGUCAAAGGUACCGGCCCAAAUGUCUGGAUGAAUAGUACAAAUGGAUGAAAAUGCCGCCGUCGCAGUCACAUUUGUUGUCGUCGCCGCCAUUUUUUCAUCACUUUUAUCGAGCACAAAAGGAGCAGUACAAAACACUAAGCCCAAAAAAUCAGUCAAUAAAGCAACAACUGCUGACACAAAGGUCGAAACUAAGAGCCAUCAACAGCAAGACAAUAGAGCACCAACUGGAAUUCAAAGCCGCUCAAAUAGUCAGAAUAAACGUAUUAGAUAUUCAGAAAUAUAUAAUAGCAGUAAUAGAAAAGAAGUUACCAAGGCCAUUGAAAGUAUCGGCAGUAGUUUCUGUGGUCAGCAAGAAGAAUUGCUUCCAAAAUUUUUAUUCUUCGUACAUUGGAUCAAUAAAAAGAUCAUUAAUCAGUGUGAAUUAUCCAAUUUGAUGUUGAGCAGUUGAGAGAAUUGUCUGCUGUUAUACUAAAAACAACAAAGAAGUAAAAAGGAUUAUAAGAGAUAGACUUAAAAAGUCCGUGUAAAAAAAAGCUGAAGAAAAACUGUUGAAAGACUACAAAAAACCUUUAAUUUUGCGUAUCUUCGUUAUAUUGGUCUGCUGCCAAUUGCGAUUCAGCGAUACGCCCCAUAAUUAAAAGUAUCCUUAUAGAAUGCGCAAAAUGGCGGAUGGUGGACAUACAUUUGUAAAGAAGACCUUUGGAAAGCCAACGUAUUGUCAUCAUUGUUCAGACUUGAUUUGGGGUAUUAUUCAGAUCGGUUAUAUAUGUGAAGUGUGUAAUUUCGUCAUACACGAUCGUUGUGUCUCAAAUGUUGUUACUCCAUGUUCUGGCAUUGCUCCAUGUAUUAUAAAGAAUCCCGUGGCGCAUUGCUGGUCUGAGCCAACUCAUCAUAAAAAGAAAUUCUGUACCGUUUGCCGCAGACGAUUAGAUGAUAGUCCAGCAGUACAUUGUUUAAUUUGCGAAUAUUUCGCACACAUUGAGUGCCAAGAUUUUGCUGUGCCUGAUUGUACUGAAAAUGCGACGUAUGUGCCCGGCAAAGAGUUGCAGAGUGUAAAACAUCAGCAUCAUUGGAGGGAAGGCAAUCUACCCCCCACGUCUAAGUGCGCCUACUGUAAAAAGACAUGUUGGUCAUCAGAAUGCCUCACAGGCUAUCGCUGCGAAUGGUGCGGUAUGACAACACAUGGGGGAUGCCGCACGUACCUGACAACCGAAUGUAAUUUUGGUGUACUUCAACCCAUCUAUUUACCUCCACAUUCGGUCUCGAUUCCGCGCACCGAGGUGCCCAUAGAAGCUAUUAUUGGCGUACAAGUUAAAUCGAAAACCACAUUAGUACGAGAUUACUCGUGCCUUGAUUUGGGGACAAUAGAGUGUCCAGAAAAUACUACUACCGUAAACUUCAUGACUCCCAAGGAAGGCUCUAUAGCAGAUGUUAUCAACGAUAUAAAUAAGGUCCCCGAACUAAGCUUAAAAGAGAUUCUGUUUAUCGAAAGACAACGUCGCGAGAUAUCAAAAAAAAAUUUUCUACUUUCAUCAUCCACAUCCAGCGUCACACCAACGCCAUCUUUACCUUUAGUUACACUCCCAGUUGUUAAUAAAACUGCUACCCAUUCUGAGCUCAAAGAAGAUGAACGAUGCAAGUCUAUCAACAUACCUCUAUAUUUAAGUGAAGAUAAUGAUGUAAAGACUGCCAGCAGAACACCACCGAAUGAAAAUUUGAUUUGCAAUAUACAAAAGUCUUCAUCUACAUCCUCUUCACUGCAUCUAUUAUAUACGAAUUUGUUGCGUCGCAUGCAGCCAAUCUCGCGAAAACAUUUGUCAUCCAAUACAGAAGAUGAAGAGGAGGCUAUAGAUGUCUGCGACGUAAAUGGUAGUGAAGCGAGUGAAGAUUAUCAUAACAUUAAAAUUAAACAGCUGGAUUCUAGAGAUCACAGAAUCGUAGCGAAAUCCUUACGACGACAAUGUCAAAGCCUCUAUGAAAUUUCUGAUACGGGAGGUGUUUUGACAACCGUGGACGACAGUGAUUUUGACUCUAACAUAAAUCAGUUUAGUAGUUUAAGCUAUAAUAGUGGUAAUAUUAAUACAUCGAUAGAAAGUCAUUAUAAAUUAGAUGAAAAACUGGAAAAUGCUCAAAACGUAAUAUUAACAGCAUGUGCACUCAAAGCGUGUCAAACAAUCAAAACACCUACACUAGUUACGCAGGCGCUAAUGACUCCAAGUGAUGGCAACAGCAACGCACAUGAAAAAUUUUCAAAGACUGCUGCUUUAUUAAAAGCGAAAAUGUACAACCUCAGCCCGUUUAAGGGUGUCCCUAACAAAGGCGGCUCUCUGAGUGGCUCGCCUAAUUCCAGCGAUUGCUCGUCCCAUUCACCUGUGCCAGAUAAUCCUUUAAAAAUAUAUCUUUCGGCAGUGAACCGUAGUAAAUCAUUCCAAGAGUCUGGAGUCAAACAGUAUACACGUAAAAAAGACUACACGCGACUUUUUCGACGUCGCUCAAAAAAACGUACUAAUGCUUCAAGGCCCAUAAGCACUAAAACAUCGAAGAAAUCCUUCAGUUUAGAUACCACAAGGCAAAGCAUAGAAAUUACCAUACAAGAUGAACAUGGCAAUUAUCAACCGUACGAUGAUGACUAUUUGACUUUAAAAGAUGGCCGCAGUGGACUUAGCCGUAGCGGCUAUACUGACGAUGAUAACGAUUUUGACGAUGGGUUCGAGCAAGACUUAAUACGGCACGUGAAAACAGAAUAUCAAACACCAACUUAUAGUAGUGAAGCCAGCAGUCCUACAAAUUUUCAUAUGUAUUUAGAUGAUCAGCCGCAUAGUUUUACGAGUGACGACGCCACAGCAGGCGAUAUAAGUGAUGGUGGUAGUAGUCGUAGUCGAUCACGUGUUAGUGACAAUGAAGAACACGUAUUCGGACGGUUGCUGCGACGAAUGCAGUGCCUAUCGCUUGGGUGGCGGAAACAUCGUUACUACAAACGCAGAGCACGAAGUAUAUCUGAAGAGUUUAGUAGUGGCGACACCCCACGCUUCAAAGAUGAAGAACUGGUUAUUAAAACUGAUACAAUGCACGCUAGUGCCGUUAGUGGCGGAAGUGGUACGUCAUCACACUACCGCCCAGAAUCCUCACACAAAUCGGAUAAAUCCGACAAGGAUAAAACCAAAAAGGAAAAAGAAAGCGAGGAAAAGGACAUUGAAAUGAUCAAAGUUUUCGACGGUAAUAACUCAUUUAGACGGCAAUUAUAUCGGGUAAUUAGUGUACCACGAACGUAUACUUUAGAACAAUUACUAACUACAGCAUUACGCGCAUUCCAUAUAACUAGAGAACCCAGCGCAUUUUACAUGACUGACUUGUAUGCCCCUUCUGGUAUGGAGGACGUUCCAUUGCAGGAUCCAACGCCCGUAAUGAAUUUGACGCAUUUGGAAGGAAAGAGACCAGCAAUAUAUCUAAGGUUUCACGAUAAGGACAAAGGAUAUGUACGCGUUUAUCCGGGUAAACUGCAAUGCUCUCUAGAAGAGCCGUUUGUCAAUGUUCCUGUUGAAAAUACAACCAUUAUUAAGGAUUUGAUUCGCGAUGCUUUGGAUAAAUUUGGGUUACAAGAUAACCAAAUCCAAGAUUACAGGUGUUCAGAGGUAUUACUAGACCGUGGGGUUACCGAAAGGAUAUUAUCAUGGAAUGAGCGUCCAUGGGAUAUAAUGAAGCAAUUGGGCAAGGAUUCCAUCAGACAAAUGGAACUGAUGCGAUUUUAUAUGCAGCAUAAGCAAGAUCCGCAUGGACCAAAUAUAGCGCUAUUCGUUGGAAAUUUACCACCAGGCUUAUCGCAACGCAACUACGAACAGAUUUUGAAUAAGUAUGUUACAGAUGAAAAUAAAUUUACUAGUAUUGGACCUAUCUACUAUGAAUAUGGCUCAGUGGUACUAUCAUUCGAAGACGCUCAAAAGGCGGUUCGAGCUUUCUAUAACUUACGUGAAACUAUUAUAGAAGAUAAGAAGCUUUUAGUAAUGCUCUUGCCAAAUAUAGAACCGAGCAUGGUACCACCAGAUGUACGACCGCUACUUGUAUUUGUUAAUGUUAAAUCAGGCGGUUGUCAAGGCCUUGAACUAAUAUCAAGUUUUAGGAAGCUUUUGAACCCUUAUCAGGUAUUCGACUUGGAUAACGGAGGGCCAUUGCCGGGAUUGUACGUAUUUCGGCAAAUUGUCAACUACAAAAUACUGGUAUGUGGCGGAGAUGGCACUAUCGGGUGGGUAUUACAAUGCUUGGACAACGUGGGACAGGAUUCAGAAUGCUCGAGUCCACCUUGUGCCAUAGUUCCUUUGGGCACCGGAAAUGAUUUGGCGCGAGUACUCUGUUGGGGUUCUGGAUAUACAGGAGGCGAAGAUCCUCUAAAUUUACUCCGUGACGUUAUCGAAGCUGAAGAGAUACGCCUGGAUCGUUGGACGGUUGUAUUUCAUCCGGAAGACAAGCCGGAAGAGUCUGCAUUAAAGGCGCCCUCAAAUACAACGGGUAAGAAGAAGAAGGCUCACCAAGCACAUCUUUCGCAACAAACAAAUCAGCACCAUCAAUUACCGGCCAUAACAUCGACUGAAAUAUCAGGUGGCGGCGCCCAAAAUGAAGACAACUCACAAAUAUUCGUUAUGAAUAAUUAUUUCGGCAUUGGCAUUGAUGCCGAUCUUUGUCUCGAUUUCCAUAAUGCACGCGAAGAGAAUCCGAACAAAUUUAAUUCUCGACUACACAAUAAAGGUUAUUACGUUAAGAUGGGUUUGCGAAAAAUUGUUGGUCGUAAAACCGUUAAAGAUCUUCAUAAAGAAUUAAAAUUGGAAGUUGAUGGCAAAGUCGUUGAUUUGCCACCUGUUGAAGGCAUUAUUAUAUUGAAUAUUUUGAGCUGGGGUAGCGGCGCAAACCCCUGGGGACCAGAUAAGGAUGAUAACUUUUCUACACCCAAUCAUUACGAUGGAGUGUUGGAAAUUGUUGGUGUUACAGGUGUUGUACAUUUGGGGCAAAUACAAUCCGGUAUACGGACGGCAAUGAGAAUCGCACAGGGAGGUCAUAUAAAAAUUCAUUUAUACUCGGAUAUGCCAGUACAAGUCGAUGGAGAGCCUUGGGUGCAAAGCCCUGGCGAUGUUGUUGUUUUAAAGUCUGCUCUAAAAGCUACAAUGCUGAAAAAAAGUAGAGGUAAACGACGCCUUACUGAGCCACAUAUUUCCCCAGCCGUACUAGCCAGUAGUUUAUCAGCGUCAGCAACGGCAUCUACUGCAGCAUCACAAGCUACAAUUCAAAUAAAUUCCACUGGAAGCAGUGGUAGCGGACUCGGACAAGGACCAGAAAAUGGCGAUCGCGACCGCGCAACUCCAAUUGGCACAUAGAGAUCGCGCCCGUCCGGUCCAAGUUUUUUAUUUUCUUGUUUUCUUUGAUUAUUAAUAUACACAAAGCUAUUUGACAACAAGAAAAAUAACAAUAAACAAAUUAACUAACGAAAACAAAAUAAAGAUAUAUUAUAAAUUAAAACAUCACUGUUACAAAUAGUUCACAGGACGACCUACAAUGCGUUUUAAAAUAAUUGCAUUUCAAAUAUAAAUAAUUUUAUUUAUUUAAUAAUAAGCAUUUUAUUAAUUAGAUUAACGAAUUGUUUCACAGUAAAAUUUACCAAAUUUAAAUAAUCUAUAUAUGAUACUUAUGCAAAUAACUGUCUGUGUACACCUGACUUGUAGCAAACAGAACAAAGAUUGGUAAUAGGAUUUUGAAAAUUGCAACAUUUUUUUUCAACAAUAAAAUCUUUACGAGCGAGUGCAGAUUCUCAUUAUCUUUUCUUUUAGUUAUACUUGUGUAGCUUUACCGAUGGCGUUUCAAAAAAAUUAUGCUCUGUCUAGCUAAUACACUAAAAUUAAAUAUUUAAGCUUUUUCCUUUUCACUAACACCUUUACAUUUCCAUUAUUAUAUUUUAUGUAUAUAAUUCCAAUAGUUUCACUGAAGAUUUGCAUACAAACAUAGAUUAUAUAUACAUAAUAUACAUGAAAGAAAAGAUAAUUAUCGUUGACAAGUAUUUCGUUACUUCAAUAUUUCUGAUCAAGAAUUGAUUUUUGUAUGCACGUAUAUACUACAUCAAUUUCAACACGAUUUAAUACGUAGUAGCGUAAUAAAAAAGUAAUUUUGGCACUAGUUAUUAUUUCUUCAAAAGUUGCUAUUGUAGUAGCUAAAUAAGGUUCUAUUGCACUUCCGUAUAUAUAUUUUAUUACGAUGAGCCGACCUCGACCUUGUCGAAUGAAAUCUUCUUACAAAAUUCCCCACCCACUAGCAAAUAAUAUUUACUGUUUAAUUCGUUCAUCUUAUCUUAUAAAUUUAUAAAAAGAAGUCAUUAUAUAAACUGUUUGACAUCAUUACACAUUCAUGCAUACCUGUACGUAGUAUGUUUGGUAUUAGAAUUAGAGUUACUCUCAUUUUAUUAGAUUUAUGUAUAUACUUGAUAGAUUUUCGUUAUCAAUAAUUAUGAUACUUUUAUAACGUUUUUAUUAAUGAUUAACAAUGGUUAUUAUUUAUAAAUACUCGUAUCUGCUUGUUUGUUAAAUACAUCGGUUUUGGAUUUGAUAGUUGUAUUUCUUCUUUUAUAUCAAAAAUGGAAUAUAAUCAAGUAUUAAUGUAUUCAUUUGUAUGUAAAGUGCUUGGUUAAUAAUGUUGCAUACUUUCGUUAUCCUCACUAUUCUUUAAUAAUUAUAUCACAAUUAUUUCCUCUAUCAAACAAAUCAUAAAUACAUAUUUACUAUACAAAAGCUCCUCAAAAUUGUUUAAUCACUUUUUAUAUUGUUUGUUUUUCUUUAAUAAUAUCUCCUCAUAUGUUUGGAAAUUAAUCACAUAAUUGACACAAUAUAAAAAAAAACGUUAAAAAUCUAUCGGGUAUCAAUAAAAACAAAACAAAUAAAAUCGUUUAACAUUAUCUAACCUCUUCACCGGCCCCAAAAACUUCAUAUUACUUGUAAUAAAAAUAAACCGGACGGAAUUUUAUGGAAUUAUUGGGAAUUUCAAUAAUAACCGGAAUCAAUCCAAAUUAAUAUAUUUAAAAUUAUAACCUUUAUAAAAAACACUACAACUAAUAUCACGUAAAUGAACACCGCUUAUGCAUAAGGCCACUAUGUUAAAGAAAAACAAAAGUAAAAUGAAGCGACGCAACACAGAGCCAACAAUGACACUUACCGGUACAGCAACACCCCAUCUCUCACUAAUGCCAGUAACCGUAUUGGCGGCGGCCAGCGACAGUAGUACCGGCGAUACAGAUGCUGAGAAUACACCGAACAAUACCGAUUUCUGAAUAUGGUACAGUGAGCGAUUAAUUUAACGUACUAACUAAUGUGAGUUUUUUUGGAAAAUAUUCAAAUGUGCUUAAAAAGUAUAUUAAUAUAUAUAACUUAUUUGGAUUUAAUAAAAUAUUCAACGCAUAAUAAGGACAAACAUUCCGAAUAUAAAAUUUAUGCUCUUUGUACUUCCAUAUUAAUUACAUUAAACAAAUUUUUUUGUUCGUUUACUGACUUAGAAAAAUAUAUGUACUCUACCUUAAAACGAAAUAGUUUUUAGCCGGAAUUAUUAAAUUAAAAAGAUAUGUAUAUGAACAAAAGCUCACAUACCUCCUACACCUUAGUUAAGUUACAUAUAUACACAUAUGAUCUUUUAUAAAAGAUACCUGUAAGAACCGUAACCGAAAGUUACUGAUUUGUAAACCAUGCAUAUAUGUAUGUACCCAGAUAAUAUCAUACGUACAUAUGUGCCACGGGUAUGUGAUAAUGUACUUGUACUUGAGCCUAUAUGGUAAAACAAUGCCCAAGUAAGCACUCCACUUUUUUGAAGUACAAAGUGGUUAUUUUAAAGCAUCAUAUUAAAAGGAUAACAAAUCCGUUGGAAAUCUUUAUAAUAUGAUUAAUAGUACGUUAAACGGAAGUCGCUCUCUGAUUUGCAAUUUAUCUUACUUGCUUAGAAUAUUAUAAAGAGCCACUAGCUUCUACUAUAUUGUGUAAAGUAUUGAAAGAAUUAGAAACAUAUUUUAUUUUUCAUUAAAAAGUGAAUGCACAACAUUUAUAAUACGAAAAAUCUUAUGUCAGCAUGAUAUCACCAAGAAAAAUGUAGUAAAAGUCCAUAACACAUCAAUACACUUACACACAUAUGAGCACAAUGAGAAAAAGCAAAUUUAUUUAAUGGCUGAAUUAGCUGCAUUAAACAUUGGAAUUAUUUAUGUGCAUGUGCUUUUUCGCACACAUAACAUAUACAUACAUAUGUAUGUAUGUAGUUGGAUUUGAUUUACGCAGUUUACACAAGACAUUUACCUACUUCAUAAACGAUAUUUUAGAAAUUUGUAAAUAUCAACCACUAAAUGAUGGGCUUUACUCCAGUCAGACGCAUAUAACAAACAUUUACAAGUAUUUUAUCUAUAUUCCUAUAUAGGAAUUUUUUGAAUACAUUCAUAUGUAUAUGCAAAUUUUCACAUUGUUUUUUUUUUUUGGUGAUACAUAUAGACGUUGUUUCAUAUUUUUUUAUAUAGAGUUAAAGCAGCUCAUAUUCACGUGAAAUGAAAACAACCCAGAUAAAUAAAUUCCAAAAUUUUGUUGCCUGAGAGUCACGGAACUCAGUCAACAUCAUUUCAGCAUCCAAAUUCACACUCCUAAAAAAUAAUACGCAUAUGCAUAUAACAAGUUUAUUAUUAAAAGCUACAUAAACAUUAAUGUACACUAAACAUCUGAGAGCAAAUGUUAAAAAAGUAGAUAUGUAUAUUUAUAUAGUAGGAAAUAAGCAGACAUUGUGAUAAAUCGCCUCCACCUGUUAUGAUUAGGGGCUCAGUAAAUGUGGUGUAAUCAGACGCUUAUUGAAAUUCCGUGAACAUUGGUCACAACACACUACAGACAAAGUCGAUGUUUCAAUAUUUCUUGCAAUUUUAACGAAUAACAAAAAACAUAUGCAAUGGAAUUAUUUUAUAUUAUUAAUAUUACGAACAACGCGCACUAAUAAAUUGGUCAACAAGUGAAAAUUGCGAGAUAUGUUGAUAAGUGUAUUAUAACCAACAAUUCGAUUAACCGCAUUCACAAAAAAUCUGCAGCUGUUUGGCGAUUUUAACACAAACAUUUAAUUAAUCGCAUUUUUUUUUUUAACCUAAUGCGUAGUCUAAAUGAAAGAUAAAAAAACACCUCUACUUUAAGAAAUUCAAAAGGAAACAGAAAUAAGUAACAGUUGAAUAAAUACUUACAAAAUAUGCAAAUAUUUAAAGAAAUCCAAAACAUAAAUACCAACAAAAUUUCUCCUACUUACUAAAACGAAAGCUUAAAAAUUAAAAAUUGGUGUAGUGUGUAGUAUUAAGACAUAUAACCAAUUAUGGAAGAACACAUUAUUAACUUAAAAUCAUAAAUUGACAAACGGAAAAUCUAUUUGUAUAUACAUACAUAUGAAUGAUUAUUACAUAUUAUUUGAAAUUGAUAAAAAUAUUCACGCCGUUACACAAUAAAAAAUUUUCGCUUUUUUAUUUCUCAUAAAGUAUUUCCCAAAAAUGCAUUAUUUUAAUUACUUUCAAAUUAGCUAACCAAAACCAGCUUGGAAUAAACAUGCAAAUGUUUAUAGUUGUUAGAAUGUACAUAUGUAUGUACAUACACUAUGUUUGAAAGUGUUUGCUGUCAAAGAGUUCAUUGUCACAUAUGUACAUAUGUACUUGUGUACAUGCACCAUGUUUAUUUUUAAUACUUAUAGUAUGUUGGAUGACAAGAAAAUAAUAUGAUUAUGAACACAGGUAUAUACAAUGCUGCAUACGUAUCUAUGUAUUAAUGGAUACUUACCCAAUAUAUGAGAAUGUCACAACUCAUUAAAUGCGAAAACAUCAACUUUAUUUACCGAACAAAUAAAUCUUAUUUGAGGUACUAUAUCAUUAAACUAUCAGACCAGUUAUUAACAAAUGUAUUAUGGAAUGCAUGAAGAUAUUGCUAAAAUAAAAAGUAUUUGCUUAGAUAUUGUGCCAUAAUGAGUUUUAUAUAAGUUAUUUUGUCAAAAUGUUUUACAAUUGAUCACAAACUUUUACUACAAUAAUUACAACCACAUAGACAUUUAACGAACAUGUAUUCUCUAAUUAAUUGCAUAAAAUGCAUAUAUGAGUAUCUCAAGAACUUAAACAUGCAUACGUACAUACCUAUGUAAAACAUAUUUACUUAUGUGUAAAGCAACAUUGAUGGAACUUGAAACACCAUAAAAAUACUAAAUGACAUCCUACAAGUUAUAGAAAGAUGCGAAUUUGCAAAUAGAAAAAACAUAAAAUCAUAAAACUAACAUACAAAAAUAAAUGUAACUAAUAACACAACAAAUAAAGCUUAAUGGAAUUUCAGUCGGGUAUAUAAA
Molecule: messenger RNA, 12292 nt
Organism: Bactrocera oleae (olive fruit fly)
Lineage: Eukaryota; Metazoa; Arthropoda; Insecta; Diptera; Tephritidae
Source: RefSeq, a predicted model, not a curated record